Messenger RNA from Debaryomyces hansenii CBS767, 2205 nucleotides. RefSeq lists its product as uncharacterized. The record is from RefSeq and is a predicted model, not a curated record. Lineage: Eukaryota; Fungi; Ascomycota; Pichiomycetes; Serinales; Debaryomycetaceae. Gene Ontology annotation, cellular component: HDA1 complex. The coding region runs from base 1 to 2205 and encodes 734 amino acids. The transcript has a single exon.
AUGAAUCUCAUGGACAUGCUUUCGGAGGAAGCACGAGAUGAUAUUUAUCAGAGAAAUGACAUGCAAUCAGUAUUAGAUGAAAAUGAUCCACUAACUGAAACUACUGAUUCAGUCAUUACCCAACCAGAAAAUGGCGUAUAUUAUUUACCUUCCGUCCUCACCCAAUUACAAAAGGAUUUAACGGAGACUGUGCUUCAUAUAUUUAGCUUAGACUUACUCGAUGAAAUACGUACAAAGAGAGAAAGGAGUAGCAUUAAUAGUUUGCUUGAUAAUACGGGCCCCGAAUUUGAUGCAAUGAAUGAUACGCACAGUGAAGCGAUGAAUAAAUACGAUAAAGUAAAUCUAUUAUUUGAACAGCUAAGACUCAUAACUAAACAUCCUUCAUUAUUAGUUGACCAUUUUAUGCCAAAGAAAUUAUUAUUACUGGAAGUGAACGAAAGAUUGGCAAGUUUAUCAGGAAAGUUUCAAUUGUUCAACAGACUUCUUGAUUCAUUUAUUGACAACAAUAUUCUGAAAUACGAAAGUUUAAACAAUACUGAAAAUAAUGACUUUCAUAUAUUGGUUGUGGCAGAUAAUGUCAAAGAAUUAGAGCUCAUCGAAGGGCUAAUUAUAGGUAAGAAGUUGCAUUACAACAAUUUGAGUAGUGAAAGAUUAUACAAUGAUAACAGUGGAAAGCGUAAGUUCAAGCAAGAGGUAGAUAAUAUAGAUGGUGAACCGGGAAGAAAAAGGAAACACCCUUCGGCAACUACAUAUACAAAGAAAAGUGAACAUUCACUUUGUUUAUCUUUAGCUACAUCGCAACAAUUGUACAAUAAUUAUUCAGCUUCAUUUGAGAAUCUGCAAGUCAAUUUAAUAUUUUCAUUUGAUUUAAACCUCGAUACCCAAACCCCUAGUAUAGAACUCAUAAGGUCCAACAAUUUGCCGAACAGACCAGAUACAUUAUUGGAAUCUGACGCGAUUCCGUUAAAAACUCCUGUUUUUAUACCAAUUUUAAAUUUUUCAAUCGAACAUAUAAUGCUUCAAAUGCCUCAAAAGAAAGCGAAUAAUAGCUUUAACUUGAAUAAUUCCAAAGAUAGCCCAAAUUAUAAAUGGAAGCUUCAAAUAUUGAAUGCAUUCGCUGUUAAUAGGCGCGAGGCGUACGAAUAUCAUGAUCAUGACUUCUUCUUAGAGAAUUAUGGUAGCAAUAUGUCAGUUUUGUUUGAAUGGAUUUAUACGUGGGAUAUUAUGAGAUUUCCUUUUGAAGAUAACAAUGCAAUGAUGAAAUUCAAUGACAGGUUGAUGUUAAGCUUUACCGACGAUCAACUAACUAGGGAGCUUCAUAUUAACUACUUGCAUAAAUUUGGCUAUUUUAUCGAGGAUUUAUGCAAAGAUGAUAUGGAGGUUGAUGAAAGCAUAAACGAAAUAAAAAUUGAUCACGAACAUUACAAAAUAGAAGUAUUUAACUACAAGACGUUUAAAUCAAAGUUUGCUCAGCUCAUAUAUGACCGUGUGUGCCAAAUUGAAAGAGCGAUUGACAUAAAGCACAAGGAAAUAUUGCCCUCAUUGAGACAGGCUGAAAGCUUGAGACAAUCAACUAUCGAUGAAGACGAGGAAGCAAUAAGUAGUAACUAUAGGAAAUUACGAAAACUAAAUGAUGAAGCGAAUUUCGCUGACAAGAAGAUGGGUAGAGCAGAAUCUGAUAUAGAAAAGUUUCAAGAGCACAAGUUGCAACUGGAGUUUAAGUUACAAUUCUUGCGUAAUAACUUAGUGGACGAAGUUAAAGUUGAGGAAGAGCUAAAUAAGACUUUAUCAGAACAGGAAAAGCUUAUUGAAGAAUUGGAUAAGGAAUGGGCUAACACUUCGACAGAGUAUGAAAAGUUAUGCGAAGAAAAUAAUACCCUGAGUGUGAAAUAUCAAAAUAGUUCUACAGAUGCAGUUCAGUUAUCUUCUAAAUUGAUAGCCUUAAGAGACGCAAACAGUAAGUUAGAGGGAAAAUUAAAUGGCGCUGGUAUACAACUAUUACCUUCGUUGAUUAAUAAGGACGAACUCAUUAACCAUGAGGUGGAAUUGAAUAAAUUGAAAAGCGAAAACCAAUUUAUGUUACGAUUCUUUGAUGAAAAACUAGACAAAUUAAUUAAAGAAAGAACAUCACUAAUGGAUAGUACGUCUAAUGGUUCCAGUAGCAGGCCUACCAAUAGAGUAAGUAGAGCGUCUACGCCAUUUUGA